Messenger RNA from Coregonus sp. 'balchen', 756 nucleotides. NCBI's taxonomy places the organism in Eukaryota, Metazoa, Chordata, Actinopteri, Salmoniformes, Salmonidae. The record is from the annotation of a GenBank genome assembly.
GGAGAGCUCAGCGUGCUGGACGACAUCCUCACCGAGGCCCCUGAUCAGGACGACGAGCUCUACAACCCGGAGAGUGAACACCGCGUCAACCAGAAAAAAGGUACUUUUACCACACAGUUCUGUGAAUCGACAGAUUUAAAAGCCUAUAUUGUCUGAGUCUGUUCAUGCUAAAUCCACUCAUUGUCAUCAUCCCGGUUUGCAGUAGAGUUGACGAGCAGUUUAAUAAGGGUGCACACGUUAAAAAAACAAGUUGUUUCUUUCUUCUUAUUUAUUUGAUUGAAUUCGGUGUCGAAGCCAGUCCCAAACAGACCAGGUUACAUAUUGGCCUUGAUAUUGAAGAUGAAUAUGGCUUUUCCCCCUCCAGGGUCUAAGAGGAAGAACGACCGAGGGGAUAACCACGAGCUGAAGCGUCUGCGGCCCUCGGCUCACACCACCACAAGACAGGCCACUAAGAGAUCUGCCCCCUCGGCUGGGGCCAGCGGGAAGAAGCCUGUCAACCCCAGGCGGGGACGGCACCCCUCCGAGUACAGGACUGAAGAUUACUACGAGGACAGGAAGACCCAUCCUAUGAGAGAUCCUCCCAAAACAGCCCAGCCUGACAAGCCCCUGGGCCGCAGGAGAGAGCCAGACAGACAGAGGAUCAAGCCCCUCAUGCCUGAGCUCACCACAGAGGUAGGAGCAGCUUUAUUAAAGAUCACAGGGGGAAAUCACUUUAGCUAUAGCUGCAGGGCUGUUCAAAUCUGGUCCUGGUGGGCA